GCUGUUGUUGCGCCGUUGCUAUGUACCGCCUGGUGCGCCUGGGCCCGCUGCGGCCGCCGGCGGUCCCGCGUAGCCCCCCGUGCCGCCUCCCGCUCGCCGCCGUCCCCCGCGCCUUGGGCUGCGAUCCCCGCCUCGCUUGGGCUGGCCUCAGCCCGCCGCUGCCGCUGGUAACGCUGCGAUCCGCCGCCGGCAGCUCCGCCAAGGAUGCAGGUGGAUCCCCCCAAAAGGCAGCCACGGAUCCCGGUGGUGAAAACCAGAAACUCAACAAAUCCCAGCAGCUGAAACAAGUUUUUAAAGAAUAUGGUGCCGUAGGGGUUUCAUUCCAUGUUGGAAUUUCAUUAAUAUCUCUAGGAAUCUUCUACCUGGCUGUGUCAAGUGGUGUGGAUAUGACUGCAGUUCUCUUCAAACUUGGUUUCAGUGAAUCAUCGUUGCAAUCUAAAAUGGCUGCUGGUACAAGCACAUUUGUGCUAGCAUAUGCUAUUCACAAAUUGUUUGCUCCAGUACGAAUCAGCAUUACUAUAGUUUCUGUGCCAUUUAUUGUGCGAUACUGCCGGAAGAUUGGUUUCUUCAAACCUCCUGCCCCAAAUCCAUGAUGAUUUCUUACUGGUUUUUACUCUAUCUUUUAAAUGCUCUACAUCCAUGUAGCUUUUCAGAUUGCUAAAUUUCUUUAAAAGACUUAUUUGGAUUCAUGUUAAUGCUGACCUCCUCUUGCAUUUCUUACUUGUUCUUUCAGGUAAAUAUUACACUGUGAGAAGUGCUGUCCUUAUCUUCUUUCCCUUUUGCCACCUCUUUAGAAAAACCUGUUAAAAUGGUAUCUGGUUUCCACUGCAAGUGGUAAUAGAAAUGCUUGACAAGGAGCAAUCUCUUUAGAACACACAGUUCUGGGUCUUCAUAAUCUAGCUUUUUAGGCCUUAAUUUUUUUUUCUGGUCAAAAUAGAGCGGCAGCAUUAGUUUAUUACUGUGUAGUUGGGAAACGGAGUAAGAUUCUCUUCCUAAUAGUCUGUGGAAUAAACAAUAUUCUACUAUAUGAAUAGUUCUUUUGGUAAGUGUAUAUAUUGGAAUCCAAGGUGGUAGGUGGGUGUUUCUUUUGUUAUAAAAGGCAUAUAUUAUGACCCCAGUCUUGCAGUACAACACACAUGUUGAACUAACUCAAGUGGGAAUACCUGUAUGCUUAAUUAUUGCACAGUGAUAAUUGUUUUAGCCAGAAUAGGGGAUGCACUGUUCUGAAACUAUAGCUCCUUUGUGGUGCUUCCAUGUUUCAAGACUUUAUUGUUUGCAAGUGUGCUUUAUUUAUAGGCUAGGAACUAGCCUUACUAAAGUCCUUUUUUUAAUUUUUUUAUGCCUAUAGACUCAGAAGGAAUCCUGAGUCUACUGAAAUCAGUGUAACCAGAAUUACCUCCUAUGUGAACAUAUUCCAAAGAUUAUCAAGUCAGAGGCAAGGUAGCUGUGGGUUUUUAAUGUAUUAAGAUCUGGCUUUGUACUGAAGACACUUUUUUUAAAUCUGAAAACUAACCCUAGCAGCUUUCUGCUCCUGUGGAUGAAACUCAAAUCUGCACCUGAAGUCCAGACAUUACAAUUCAUAGUUUCUCAAGAGCAAUUCCUGUGCUUCUGUCUGACAGACUGUUGAAUGUACCAAUUAGAGGUGCUUUUCGUUUCCUUAUUUGGACACUUCCUAUUAGAAUGUAGUUGCACAUGCAUAUAUUCACAUGCCACCUCUCAGUUAGCCUGAAGACUAGAUCCCAAAACUAAGCAGUUAAUGUAACCAUUCUGUGGUAAACCUGGGUUUCAGACUUAGGACUGUGCUUCUGUGAGAUAGCUCAAACCAGAUCUAUCACUCUUUUGGACCUGUUCCUCCUUCCAGGUCUGCUCCUUUUACAUUGUCUUUCUCUGUCUUUGUGUUUACACUUACCCCAAGGUGGCUCUGACAGAUCUGUUCAUACAUGAAUCUGACUGAAGUAAAAUAGCAGGAAAUCACAUGGGUGAUCAGAGUAAAUUUUUUUUUUUUGGCUGAAAUUCAGUGAAUUGAGAGGAAGGAAUCAUGUGGUUAGGAUGAGAGUUGGCUGAGGGAGGGAAGGAGGAGCAAGUUUAAUUUCUCUUUGUUAUGAGCAACCUAUUAACUCCACUCAGCUAUAACAUUAAAAUGCACUCUAACUCCUUUCCCAGUCAGAUGGUUGGAUGCACUGAGGAUUCUCAGGCUUACAAGUGAGCAAGCGGAGUUUGUGCUCUAGGAAGAUGAAUCACAGCCACAUAUAUCCUUAUAUCUCUAUUAUUGCUACCCCUUGGUUAAUCAGAGGUUUUCUUUAAGACAGGGAAGACUGGAAGAGAGGUAGUUUACUUCCUCUGCCCUGUGGAAGCAAGCUGAUACUAGAGACUAGCACUUGAAAACAAAGGACCCCUUGACCUCAGUGGGGCUGUGCUGUUAACCCAGAUAAGGGUUUAGUUUCUUAAGAUGGAAGCAGUUGCAGCAGUGAGCAGGUACACAUGCUAGAGGCUUGAUGUAUAAUACAAAUUAGCCAUACAUAGCAUAUAUGUAAAGAUGCAUUACAUAGUUAAACACUGCUCAAAAUACCAACCUUAGAAACAGGACAUACUGAGAAUUAGCCUUGCAGUGUGGCCUACUUCUAUGGGAGCUGUAAGCUGUGUCAGUAACAGAGCUUGUCACACAGCUGCUUGGCUUGCUUGUUAGAAUAUGGAGACAACGCUCUGCUGCUUCAUGUACUCAUGCAUGCAGCAGGAAUGGCUAGCACUUUUGACUAGUUGCUUAUUCAAAAAAAAAAAAAAAAAGACUGAGUUUUUCCGGUUUCAUGCCUGCUUUGCUGUAUGGCUGCUGAAGCUGGCAGCUUGUCCAGGGUACUAGCUUCAGCUUGCUGCCCUCUUAGCCAGCUCUAAUUAGAGCAUAAGUUUCAAAUGAGCGUGUCCCUCAAGGAAUCUCUGCCUUUACCCUUGACUAAUCUGUGUGAUUAUUAUAUUCUGUUAUGUGGAUGGAAGCUUUUGCCGAGUGUUCAAUAGGUUAAAAACCACACUAUCUACACAGCAGUUGGUUACCAUGGUAUGACAACAUGCAACCAACACUACUGUAGCUUUCUGUGACCUACUACAUUCUAGAACAGCUAGAGUCUUUUAAAUUUCAAGUGGGCAGUCAGUAUUUCUUAGAGUAAAGUUUUACUUGGGCUUAUUUUUUUUCCUGUUCAGAAGCCUUUCUGUGUUGUUUUCCUACAUGCUCUCUCUUUGUAUCAGUUUGGGGCAAUGUUCUGUUACCAAGGAUAACAAAAGAAUUCCAGAAUAAUCAUGAGGCAUCCUUGUUUUCUUCAAGUUAACUAGUCAUUUCUGAUAAGUAUGUUUUGUCCUAAAGUUGAUAGAAAAGGAAUAUUCAAGCUUUUUCUUUUUCAAAAAGAGUCUUUCUGUAAGGCAGGAAUCAUUUAAAGUAAAUGCACUUAGUUAUUAAAAGUCACCAGCACUAACUAGAUAUUUUCCUUGCAGUAAAGAGCUUCAUUUAAAUUAUGACCAGAAUUCAGAUUACCUAUUAAGAUAAAUAUGGUUGUAUAAACUACUGGCAAUUUGUUUAGAUGAAGUUUUUUUGCAAAGUAUGUUUUAAAUUAAUUUGAGAAUAUAUUUUGAAUUCUAGAGUCCUUGCUUGUAAAAGGAUCAUUUUUUAAAAUGGUUUGUAAAAUAGUGAAUAUGACCUUAAACUUAUACUCUUAUAAUGAAAAUACAAUAAAUUGCUUU
Molecule: messenger RNA, 3726 nt
Organism: Gymnogyps californianus (California condor)
Lineage: Eukaryota; Metazoa; Chordata; Aves; Accipitriformes; Cathartidae
Gene: MIMS2
Product: family with sequence similarity 210 member B
Exons: 3
Coding region: 21-593 (190 amino acids)
Cellular component (GO): mitochondrion
Source: RefSeq, a predicted model, not a curated record